CCGUCAAAAUAACCAAGAUAGAUCUACACACAAACCAGAUCACCUCGGCAACCGAAACUCGAUAUGGGCUUCGAACAGGUCAUUACAAUGAUGCUCACCUUCAAGGAUACACCAACCAGGGCGGCUACUUUCGGGUCCUCAACAUGUUGUCGGAACUGGAUCAGCCAACUUGACGUGAGACACCCUUUGAAGACCUUGGACAAGGCAAAGUCGAAAAUAGAUGAGUCUGGCAUAAGAGGCAACACUAUCUAUGUUGAGCUGAUGAAGGGCUACUAUGACCUGCCAUCCACCCUCCACUUCACACACAAAUACCCGGCGCCGGUCACAUUCAGGGCCUACAAUGACCAGGAGGUGCACGUGACGGGCGGCAAGCGGAUCCCAGCGUCAUUGUUCCACAAGGUCACGGACAACUCCAUCCUUCAGAUGUUGCCACAACAAGCUCGAGGCAAGGUUCUGCAAGUCCAUCUCUCGGCCGCUGGAAUAUCUGACUAUGGCAAAAUCACGCGCUUUGGUUUCUACACGACCAAGAUUUCAUGGCUGGAGCUGUUUAUCAACGGGAACCCAACACGUCUGGCCAGAUACCCUAAUGAAGGGUACAUAGACGUGUCUGCUGUAAGCAGCAGAUACACCACAACCUUCACACACGGCUCCAGUGAGGAUGCACGGUGGAUACAUGAGAAGGAACCUUGGGCCAUUGGAUACUGGUACUGGAGCUGGGCUGAUGACGCUGUCAAAAUAGCGAAAAUUGAUCCGCAUAAACAUCAAAUCACCUUGGCGACCAAAAAUCGAUAUGGCCUCAGACUUGGUCAUUACAAUGAUGCUCACCUUCAAGGAUACUCUAACCAGGGAGGCUACUUCAGGGUCUUCAACAUGUUGUCGGAACUGGAUCAGCCGGGAGAAUUCUACCUGGACCGGUCUACUGGCAUCCUGUAUGUGUGGCCCAAUACACCGCACGGCACCCUGUCCGACACCGAUGUCAUCUACGCCUCUAUGGCCACAGACUGUGUGAAAACAGAUUUUGAGGUGAACAAUCUUCAAUUCCAAGGCUUUACCCUGGAGGCAUGUAGGCGGUAUGGAUUUGAUCUGAACCAUGGACACAAUAUUCACUUCAUCAAUAUGGAGAUAAAAAAUACAGGUGGUUACGGAAUCCAUUGUUCUGGUGACUGUCGGUCUGUGACUGUGUCCAGGUGUGAGAUACAUCACACCUGUGGAGGAAUUGCAAUCACAGGUGGUGAUCGGAAAACCCUAUCGACAUCUGGUAACGUGAUAGAAGACAACCACAUCUGGCAGUACGCACGUGUGGGGGCCGUCGGUAACAACGCCAUCAGCCCCGAGGGUGUGGGAAUAGCCAUGCGCUACAACCACAUCCAUGACGGCCAGUACACGGGCAUCCGAUGGGCGGGCAAUGAUCACUUGAUAGAGUACAACCACGUGCAUCAUCUUUGUGCCAACUCCAGCGACUGUGGAGCAAUACACGCCGGGAGAGACUGGACCAUGCGAGGCAACGUCAUCCGCUACAACCACAUCCACCAUACACUGAGAUACUUCCCCGGGGCCCAAGUCCGAGGCAUUAUGCUGGACGACGAGUACUCCAGCGUCAACAUUGAACACAACGUCUUCUGCGAUAACGAGGUACACGCCAACAUCGGCGGUGGCCGUGACAACCUCAUCCGUUACAACGUCUUCUACAAUGCCACUGCCGAGGCCAUACAGGUUGAUGGCAGAGGACUACACCAUUCCAGCGAAGCAGAACUGAUGCAGCAUCUCAAGGCUAUGCCGUACACUAACCCCCUGUGGACCAGCAGAUACCCUAAAUUGGCAAACAUCACCAACCCUGGGGAACCAAGAGGCAACGAAAUCUCAAAUAAUAUAUUUUUCAACACUCAUGGCAUCCCAAGCAUAUAUUACAGCCAAGCUGGUAUAGAAAAAACAGAGUACUUCUACGUGAGGAAUAACCAUAAGUCGAUUUCACCAACUGACUUCUGGUCACGUGAUGAUGCUGAUUUCCGGGUCAGGUGUCAUGCGCAAGAGUGGGCGAACGCUAUCAAUUUUCCCCAGCCCCCCGAUGUAAACCAUGUGGGACCACGUUACUUCACAGGACCAAGCUACUUGAACCAGCCCAGACCAACUCAAAAAUCUCCAGCUCAACCUGCUGCAUGUUCAGGUACCAUCGCUCCAGCAACGAAGACACCACAGACGCCAUACAUCUCAGAUGGCUCUGGUCCAAACACACUCUACCCGAGCAUUCCAAAACAAGGUUGUUGGUUGAUCAUCUCCGGGUGCCCGCCCCACCCCGUCAGUGGCACACAGAGGGACGUGUGGGGGGAGCAGCAUGAGCAGGCGGGGGUGAAGGAGGAGAACUGUCUGCAGCGGGCAGCAAAGGAGUGGCGGUACUGUGGCUCCCCCGACAAGGAAACUGUCACUGCAGUCUUCGGACCUACAGGCGCUAUGACCAUUGCUGGGAAACACUGCUAUUUCGCCGACUACGGGUGUCCAAGUCAUGGCGGUGCCCAUCCCGGCAGGCUGGAGGUAGAUGCCUACGGGGAGACCCACGGGGGACUCACAGACGAGGAGAAGUGUUUGACGAGAGCUGAUGGCCAAUGGACAUGGUGUGGGUCCGAUCCUGCUCAUCCCUACACAAGCAUCUAUGGCCCAACAGGUGCCACAAGACAUGCUGGAGGCGGGUGUUGGAUCAAAAUAAAGACCUGUCCCUCUGACAACAAACUGACUGGCUUCUUCUACGACGCCUGGGGAGCUACCAACCUAGAUACAGAUAAUGACUCCACCGAGUGCCUGGCCCGAGCUGACCACUUCUGGCAACACUGUGGGUACCAUCGAGACCUCCCCGUCACGGCCUUCUACAAACCAAGAGCAAUUUCUAAGACUGCGCCCUAAGAACAUGUAUCAACAUAUAGUUUAACAGUCGAGACUAGUUAUUUGUUGUUUAUCAUGCAUGAGUUAUUUAGAAAUAAAAAGCUUUGAUAACUG
Molecule: messenger RNA, 2988 nt
Organism: Haliotis rufescens (red abalone)
Lineage: Eukaryota; Metazoa; Mollusca; Gastropoda; Lepetellida; Haliotidae
Exons: 24
Coding region: 64-2895 (943 amino acids)
Source: RefSeq, a predicted model, not a curated record